CGAGUUAACCAGUCGAUCGACAUCCACUGACCGGGUCGCAUUACCUAAUACGUUACACACAUUACAAGCAAAAUGAAGACCGCGCCUGUAUUACUCGUUGUUCUUUUGUCAAUCAUUUGUGUCGUCCAAUGUAAGGAUCUAAUUGUGGGUUCCAGUUUUAAUAACAGAUUAAUACAUCAACAAAAAGCUGAAUACAAUGCUAUCCCGCUCAAGAAGCGUGUUAAGGAAGUCUUCUUUUCCGAUCCCGGACAACAAAUCAUUAAGGGAAUAAUUCUCCGGGACCUGGACCACACUGAGGCCAUCCCCAGUGUCACCGCUGGCGGCGUCGGCUUCUCGUACGCUAACAUCAGGCUGAAGAGCGAACGAGGAUCAGGCCUCAACUACCAGGUCGAAAUCUACGUAUAACAACAGUACAAUAAUAUCAGUAACGUUUUAAAUAUAUUUAUGAAAAUGUCACACUGCACUCAGUAAUUUUAAAUAAAUAUUUUUAGUAAGA
Helicoverpa zea (corn earworm) is the source of this 496-nucleotide messenger RNA. RefSeq lists its product as uncharacterized. Bases 73 to 405 code for a protein of 110 amino acids. The transcript has 2 exons. NCBI's taxonomy places the organism in Eukaryota, Metazoa, Arthropoda, Insecta, Lepidoptera, Noctuidae. The record is from RefSeq and is a predicted model, not a curated record.